UCCUAGGGUUUCUGAGCUGGGGCGGAGGAAAUGGAGGAGACGCGCAAGAGCGCGAGGCUCUCUCGGAUGCUCGAGGUGGCUUCCAAGACUAUCUCUCAGCUCAUGCAGAACGAAAGAGAUCCAGAGGAUGAUCCAGAUUUCCUAGCUCGGAAUCCUCGAUGGGAGGAUCAGCUCCCUCCUAUCCAUGGCGUGAACAAACCAGACGAUGGGCAAAAGCCUUCUACUGUCGCGUUGAUUGCUGCUCUGGAAAUUCUUCCACGCCCGCCAGUCUCUUCCAUGCCCAUGGAAAAUUGGAAAAGAGCUUAUAAAGCAGUCAGGCAUAUGCUGCUGCUGAGAAGGAAGGCAAUGCGUAGCGCUGUAGGAACUGGAGCUCGAAUCGAGGGUCGUGCCCUUGGGUUUUGGAGUCAAUACAGCGCAACGCGUCUAAAGCUCUUCGUGCUUAUCCAUAACCAGACAGCGGAAUAUAUGCUGCUAUUCCUCAUCCUAUCUCACCUUUUAGUGCUGAUUUUCCAAGUAAAAGCUGGGAGCCGGGAACAACGAUGGACCGAUGUAAGGGAUUUUAAGCUGGACUUUCUGGAUGGGGUCAUUACCACGCUUUAUGCGAUCGAAAUGUUACUGAAGAUCCUCUGUCUGGGGUUCUGCAAGGGACCUUACUCUUACCUUCGAAACCCUUAUAACAGGCUUGAUUUUGCCAUUGUUAUUGAUUCCUGGGUACACAUUAUCGUUAGAAGCAUAACUGGAAGAGAUUAUUUUGCACGUUUGGCGGUCUUGCGUGCAUUUCGAGGCCUUCUAGCUUUGAAGCACAUCCAUUUUUUUGCAGAUGUCAUUGCUAUUAUGGUAGCAGUCGAAAGAAGUGUCCGUCCGCUUCAAAAUGUUAUCCUCCUCACAUUUUUCAUGUUGGUCUUCUAUGCGCUGCUCGGGACACAGUUUUUGCAAAAGACAUUGUCUCAAAGGUGCUUGCGAAGUCAGGACAAGCAACUAUCAUAUCCAGAACGUUUUUGUGAUAAGAAAGUAGUCGAUGGAUACAGUUGUCCCUCGACUCAGAAAUGCUUGAAGUAUGGAAAUCCUAACUAUGGACAAACGAGUUUUGAUUACCUCUGGUAUUCUUUGAUCAGUAUGUUUCAGAUUGUAUCGCUGGAAGGAUGGUCUCUGAUAAUGUACCGCGUAAAGGAUGCUGAAGGAGAACGAGCAAAUUCAUACUUCAUGACUUUGGUGAUUAUUGGGACAUAUUUUCUUUGCAAUGUGUUUAUUGCUGGGAUAAGUGGAGUUUUUCUUCGAGUCAGGGCGGAACAUCAGGCACUCUUGAAAAAAUCUCGUAAAAGCACGACCUCCUUUUAUAGCGCAACCGUGAUGGCGAACAUCCUCCGGGACGACAUUAUAACUGAUGAUCGUCAUUUGAAAUGGCAUUUGCGAUUUCUAAACAGAUCCAGGAGAAUUAAAAGAAGUGUCGGCCGAAUUUUUAGCCGCACUCACUCGACUUUUCGAGAUACCUUUCACACUAGCUCCAUGAGAUUCAGCCGAUUGGGCUCAAGAACUUAUCAACGUUCAUUAAGUGGAAGAGGUGGCAGAGCAGCCUUAUCAGUAUCCGAGAAAUGCCGCGCAGUUGUUCAGCAUCCAAGUUUUGAUCGCGGUGUACUACUGGCUGUUACUGUUAACGCGAUUAUCUUAUGUUUGUACAGAUACGGCAUGUCUAAGGAGUUCUUGUACACACUUUAUGGUAUUCAAGCGGUGCUCCUUGUUUUGUUUGCAGCAGAAUUACUAUUGCGUUUUCUUGCUUACGGACCAAUUUCAUUUAUGGCUGACAGGAUGAACCUGUUUGAUCUCUUCGUAAUCGCGGUAUCUUCUGGAGCACUAAUCUCACGGGCGUAUCCAAAUAUCUCCGCAGUUCGAAUCAUGCGGUGGUUCUACUUGUCCAAGAAACAUGUCGACAAACAUUCUUCAGUUGUGGCCACGUGCAUCAAAAGUGUUGGCUCACUGGUGGGUGUGUUCUUCUUUUACCUGCUAGUUAUCGUUAUAUUUUCUAUCGUGAGCAUGGAGUUAUACAGUGGUCAAUACUAUAAGUUCACGGACGGGUACCCUCGCGGACACCACGAUAAUAUGCUCCAGACUAUGCUUCUUUGGUUCUCGGUAACUACUGCUGAAUCCUGGCCAAAUCAAAUGUGGAACUCCAUGAGGCCCGGGGUGGAGUAUAAUGGUGUGGCGCCUUUUCUGUAUAUAUUUUACUUCGUCCUCACAGUCCAUAUCAUUAUGAACCUUAUCAUUGCUGUUAUACUAGAGCAUAACGAGCUUACAGACAACGAGAAAAAGAAAAUACAGCGGACCGAGCACAUGAGAAUGUUCAAGCGCAUGCAAAAUCGGGCCUCUACGGGAAGAGGUAGCUGGGUGAUGAACGCUUUUGAGCGAGUGAAAGCAGGCUUUCAUUCUCGACGGGGCAGACAGAUUGACGGAAACCUGGAACUGGGAUAUGACAACACGAGUUUGCUUCCAGGAGCAGCUUCUGAGCCAGCAGAGAGUGCUAGAGAUGGCUCGGAGGCAGUGUCGACUGCAGCUGUGGGAGAGAACAUUACAGAAACAGAAAGGCCGCAAAGGAUCAGUCGUGGUUCACAGAUUCUCCAGGCUUCUGGAUUUCCAGCAGACAUUGGUGAGAAAAGAGGUUCGCGAACUGCGCUUCAGGAUGCUGUUCUUACGCUUGCUGACAUCACCAGGCCUCCUUUCAAGGUAUCUAGCAAGCUAGCUAGAAAUCUAGACAGACGCCGGAAAAAGGAGUCCUUCCAACUUUCAGACUACGAGGCACUUGAGGAAAGCUUUCCCACUCUCGAGAGGCAAAGAUCUUUUCUUGGAGAAGAGGGUCGUGCGACAGGAUUUUGCAAGAUGGUUUUAAACAGCAGAUGGUGGCGCUGGUUCUCAAUCGCUUGGGUCGCUAUAAGCACUUGGCUUGUUAUUGAGAUGCGAGCCACUGGAGAGCCGGUAUUUGCCGACACGGCUAUCAAAGUUCUCCACAAGCUUGUGUUCGUGGUCUUCCUCCUGGAGUUUUCUCUCAGAGUUUUUGUUCAAGGCUUCGUAUCUUCGCCCAGUGCAGUCUUUAACGACCCCUACAACAUCCUGGAACUUUCUCUUCUGAUCAUCGACGCACUCAAUCUUGCUACUUGGAGCGAGAACUCUCGACGAGCUAUACAUGCAUUGACGGCACUGCGACCAUUUCGGUUCAUCUGUCGCUUUGGCGAACUCAAAAGCUUGAUGUCGAAUCUCGUCAAGACUGUUCCAGCUAUAGUGGCCGUUCUGUUGUUUACGUUCCUCAUCUUCGUGGUUUUUGGCUCUAUCGGUGUCCAGUUAUUCAGGGGCCUUCUUUACUCGUGCAACGAUGCUACUAUUACUCAUCGAGCUUAUUGCACUGGCCAUUACUACAACAACAUCGGAAUAUAUGUUCCACGGGCCUGGACAAAUCCUACUUUCCACUUUGACAGCAUUGGUAAUGCCUUCCUCUCUUUAUUCGUUUGCUCGACUUUCGACAACUGGGUUACAAACUGGCUAUACCCCGUGAUGGAUAUCGUUGGCGAAAACAAGCAGCCGCAACGGGACAACAGUCCGGCUUAUGCCAUUUUCUUCGUGGCGUUUUGCAUAUGUGGAGGAUUUUUCAUAGUCCGGGUGUUUAUUGGAGUUUUUAUCAACGAGUUUGGGAAGAACUCGGGCUCCAAGCUCCUAACGGAGAGACAGAAGCUCUGGCGAGACAUGAAUCGCAUCAUCCAGAAGCUGGAACCGUCAAAGCUACCGAGGCCACCGAAGAAUUACGUCCGGCAGCUAUGUUUUUACGCUAUCCGCAAUCGUCACUACCAAAACAGUAUGAUAAUAUGCCUGCUGGGAUACGCUGCACUCUUGUCAACGAACUACGCUGGCCAGCCGGCUUAUGUUUCUAUGCGCCGCCAGAAAGCUCACGUUGCUCUUACAACGUAUUUUUUAUUGGAGUCCUUGAUCAAAUUUCUUGGUGAUGAGUUCGAAGUUUACAAAUACGAGCACUCCAAACACAUGGAAGCAGCAAUAUCUAUAUUGGCAGCUUCAGGCUUGAUGGGAAAGAAAGGAACGCCUAGAGGCUAUGUUUGUCGAUUUGCUUACAUUGCUCGAGUUUUCUGCAUCAUUCCUCAUGUACCGAGAGCACGGGUGAUCAUGAGAACUAUGGUCAUAUGCCUGCCGACUAUGGGAGAGAUCAUGGUUCUUCUCGGUGUCUUCCUGUUCGCGUUCUCUGGUAUUGGCUUCCAGAUGUUUAGUCAUGUCGCAGAAGGAACCUGUAUUGGUCCCACGCUUAACUUUCGAACGUUCGUCAACUCCUUCAUUACCGUCUUCCAAGUUUCUACGCUUGACAACUGGUCUUGCAUCAUGGUCGACGUGAUGGUGGACUCGCCAAAGUGUACAAAGGGAGACUCUUUAGCGAGGAAUGACUGUGGUCAUCCGUUUGCUGGAGUCAUCUAUUUCGUAUGCCUAGUGGUGAUAUCGAGUUUCAUAUUCAUGAACUUGUUCGUAGCCUUGAUCCUGGAUGCCAUCACUUUCGGGCUGGUUAACGAGAAUUCUAUGGUCUCGCCUGAACACCUGCUUGCAUUUAAAGCGCUAUGGGCUCAGCAGCCCUUCGAUCCAGAAGCUUCGGGAUACAUUGGAAUGCACAAACUUCGAAACUUUGUGAACGCUCUGGGUGUUCCUCUGGGACGACGACACAACUCCACCGUGCAAUGGUACUUGAGGAUUGAGUUUGAGGUUAUGAGCUUUCGAGUUCCAAACAAAGGAAUUCCAUUCAAGCAGCUUCUGGAAACGUUCACGUUGUACAAGAUCGGACCAACAGGUCUACCUCUUACACUACGAAUUGAGAGAGAGAAGCAAAUCCAAAGCGUUUACAUACGUGGUGCCGCCACGAAAAUCGAAGCUCUUGUGAGGGGAUUUUUGGUGAGGAGGAGAUUUGCCAGAGGCAGUGAAGGCCAAAACCAGGAGCAAGAGCAACAGAACUCAAAAGAAGCUCAGGCAGCCACUAAAAUGCAAGCCCUUGCGAGGGGGUUUAUAGCGAGGAGGAAAGCAGCAAAAGCCAGUCGGGGUAGCUUCCAGAAGCACGAGCGAGAAGAAACCGCUGCCAAAAAGAUUCAAGCGUUUGUAAGGGGAAAGCUGGCCAAGGAGAGAGCAGCCACUGGAGGAAUGGAAAAGCUAGAAGAAGUUGAGGCGGCCACUAAAAUUCAGGCAGUCGCAAGGGGGUUUCUGGCAAGAAAGAAAGCAGCGAGGCAAAAACACGAACAAGAACAGGCUCACAAGGCACAAGAACUGGAAGUUAUCGCGGCCAGAAAGAUACAAGUAGCUACGAGGAGAUAUUUACUGAGACUACAAGUUCGACAGGAGCAAAAACAUGCAGACUACGGUGCUUCGGGCAUACGAAUUCAAGCAACACCGUGGCAAAACCACAUCGCAGCAACAAAGAUACAACGAGCUGCGAGAUUUGUAGCAAAACGAACCAUACAGCAAGUCGAGCAGCACGAGGAGCCAUCACGCGUCACCGCAGCCACGAGAAUACAAGCAGCAGCAAGAGGUUUUCUAGCGAGGAGGAAGGCAUUAAGGGUGAAAAUGGAGCACAGCGUUGGAAAACCAACAGCAAGCUCGUGAUUUAUGGCAAAAAAAAUAUAGAAUUGACUCCUUUUUUAAAACAA
Messenger RNA from Selaginella moellendorffii, 5675 nucleotides. RefSeq names its product sodium channel protein type 4 subunit alpha. Gene Ontology annotation, cellular component: membrane; voltage-gated calcium channel complex. Gene Ontology annotation, molecular function: high voltage-gated calcium channel activity; protein binding. The transcript is spliced from 23 exons. The record is from RefSeq and is a predicted model, not a curated record. Lineage: Eukaryota; Viridiplantae; Streptophyta; Lycopodiopsida; Selaginellales; Selaginellaceae. Gene Ontology annotation, biological process: calcium ion import across plasma membrane. Bases 31 to 5631 code for a protein of 1866 amino acids.